AUGAUGGGAGGGACUACGCUGUUUGCGGUGGCGGCGGCGGGCCUCCUGAAUGUCGCCGUCUCGCAAGAGUUCCCCGCGAUGGAGUUCGUGAUCCCACUGUACAUCGCUCCGAUGUUCGACAAUGGCACCACCGUCACGAUCGACCCGCAGUGGACGGCGCUUGCCGAGACCGCGGCGACGGGUGCGACCGUGUUCGGGAUCCUCAACCCGGCGAGCGGGCCGGGUGAGGUCACCGACGCCAGCUACCCGGACGUGAUCGAUUACGUCAAGGGAGCGGGAGCCAAGAUGCUGUGCUACGUGGCGACGACGUACGGCAACAAGACCACUGGCUCUGUGGAGGAGGAGAUCACGGCCUACCAAAGCGAAGCUCGCGUCGUCUUCAACACCGGCCAGGCGGCAGACGAGCAGUACUUUUCCUUCUCGCCCCCGGCUGAGGUCCUGGGUUACGAGAACUACUUCAAGGCCGUGAGGCAGCUCGGAGUGCCGGAAACCAGCGACAUUUCCACGCCGCCCCAAAACAUGCUUCUCCUGCACAGCGCCACCGAGCUGGCCGAGAAGCCUGAGCUGAUCCAACCCUUCGUGGACAAGGCCUACUGCAAGGGCUGGGGCACGGUGUACGUGACUGACGACCUCUUCGACGAGGGCAACCCUUGGGACAACCCGCCGACCUUCUGGACAGCCUUUAUCGAAGCCUCGAGGAACAUCCCCACCGUGGAGUCCUGCGGCGACGGCGGCCUCAAGAUCAUCGCCCCCCUCCUUGGCAACGACGACGCCGACACGGAGGCCAUCAUGGCGACCGCUGACCCGGGGGACUACGGCGACAGGAUCAUGGUCGCUAUGAACGUCGAGAUCACCGAGACCGGCGAGUCUACCGACAGGGCUGCCGCGGUCAGGGACGCCGGGGCGAAGGUGCUCUGCUACAUCGAGGCCGACAAGUACGGCAACGACCUGGCCACCCUCGAGGAGGUCGUGGAGACGUAUACCUUCUUCCCCCUCAACGAGAUCUGCGGCGGGUUUUUCUUCGGGGCCUUCAACAUCCUUCUGGCCAUCGAGGACAUGCCCGGCAUGCAGUCCCUCUACCUCAAGACCCAGAAAACCUUCCUCCAGCCGACCGUGGUGUUCGCACCCGAGGUCCAGGACUACUCGGACGGCUUCGAGUCGAGCUACAGCUUCAGCUACGACUUCGUGGAAGUCGAUGAAGAUGACUGGUACAGCACGAACAACUGGGACAGCACCACCAACUUCGAGCUCCCGUGGGAAGACGUUAUGACCGAGACUGACCUCGUUGCGCUGGCGGAGUCCCUCACCGUGGGGCUGGGUGACGGCGCCACGGCCGGCGAGAUCGUGGUCGCGGAGGCCAUAGACGGCGGCUCGGUCAUCCCCGAGGCCCCCGAGCCCAACGAGAGCACCGCUGCCCUCGUCACCGGCUACGCCGGGGCCCCGGAGAAUGGCGACAGGGAGAGAGAGAGACGGCCGGCCGGCCGCCGGCCGUCAGAGCGUUGGCUACCGGAAUUCAAACCGCACGACACUCGUUAAGGUUAAGGAGAGCGUGUGACUGCUACGACCCGAAUACAAGCCACACGAAACUUGGGGAAGGAAUCGAGUGUUUCGAGUGUUUGGUUUGCCCUUUCCUUUCCCUCUGCCAGAUAGAAGCGUCGUCCCCUUAAUACGCGUUUUGUUCGGUGUUGUUUUUGUUUUUUUUAUGUUCGGAACUUCAAAUCCGUGACGAGGCACAAAAUUCAGUGGUGUAGAAAUCCUCGCGUUGUGUGUGCGUGUGCGUGUUUUUUUUAGGGGGGUCAUUCGCUUGUUUCCUGGAUUUGCUGGGAGUCCUAAUCCGUGUAAGGGUGGUGGCGGCGGGGCACGCGGUUGGAUAGAUGGGCAGACUCACUUUUGCGUACGCACCACGACCCAUUUUGUCCGUGUCCUGCCCGGUGCGCGCGAAAUUAUCUUGAGCCUGUCCUUCGAUGGUUUCUUGAAACAUUUUUGUCCAUCGAUGACUUCUUCUUGUGUGUGAGUGGCGUUGUUGUGCAUGCGGUACACAGAUGCACCACAAAAACUAGCGUCUGUUUGUUUUCGGAGGGGCUGGAGGCAAUGGGGGAAAAAAAUGGUCUAGGUUGUAGACUAGAUCGAUUGCUCUCGCACGAUGAGUGCUGAUCGUUGCAGAUGUGCAUGUAGUCGUGUUGUUUGUUGCCUUCUCUCCCUCUCUCUCUUGAGAAGGAGAGGAGAGAAGGCAAAAAGAAACACCAUGGCCGAGAACAACGGAAACGUUAAGGUAGAAGUGGUGGUUGUCUUGUCUUUGCACCCCGAGUACGGUUUUGGUUCACGGCUAACGCUUUUCCCAUUUCGCGAGGUCAGGUCAGGUCAGGUGUUGAGGGGUAAUAACCUCUUGGCACAUGAGAAACCUACCAGCGCGUUUAGUGUUCGGUGGUGUAGUACUGUAAUACUUGCUUCGUCUGUUGCUGGUGCGAAACCCUUACAAUGGUGAAUUAUUUUGUAUUAACGUGUUUUUCGUACGCCGGAUGACGUUCCCAUUCGGGGGGGCGGGGGGGGGGGGGGGGCGUAAGGGCCGAGACUCCGGAGUGCCCCGUGGGUUGGAUUUUACCCCAGGGUCUGUACCCGUUCGAGUAGUUCGAGCUGCCUGGUACUAUCUACCACGCUUAACGGUAACGUGCUUGCUUGUGGCUGCGCAAAGAGCUGCCUUCGCAGCUUUGCACCGGGUGGGUGUCGUUGCGACGCGCACGGCGCGCGGUGCUGCUGCACUGUGACGGGUGGCUUGCCUUUUGCUUGCUAUUGUUUUCGUGGCUCCAAUUCGAGGAGACCACCGUCCCUGUCCCAACCCUUUACGUUUCUUAAUUAAGUUGCUGUAGCAUGUGUGUGUUCUUCGACGACUUGCAGCAAGAAGAGUCGAGGGUAGAGGGUAGAGGAUAUACUAAUGAUACCCUAUCGAUUUUUGGAUAUUCGGCCGCUGAGCCUUUUGCCGUUUGCGGUGAAGACGCAAAGAGAAAAGGCACGCGCAGUUACUGUUAC
Molecule: messenger RNA, 3027 nt
Organism: Ectocarpus siliculosus
Lineage: Eukaryota; Phaeophyceae; Ectocarpales; Ectocarpaceae
Source: the annotation of a GenBank genome assembly